AUGUCGCACGAAAGCAAAACCGUACAAUCAAAGGUGGAUUGCAUUUUGCAAGAUGUGGAGAAGCUUACAGACAUUGAAAAACUCUACCUCUAUCUCAAGCUGCCUUCUGGACCAAGCAGUGGCAAUGAGAAAAAUGAGCAGAGCUCCAUGUCAUCAAGUCGUACCCAGCAGUUGCACGCAUUUAGCUGGAUUCGCAACCACCUUGAAGAGCAUCCUGAAACAUCGCUGCCUAAACAAGAAGUCUACGACGAGUACAAGAGUCACUGUGAUAGCCUGGGGUAUCACGCUCUCAGUGCAGCAGACUUUGGAAAGAUCAUGAAGAACGUCUUUCCCAACAUGAAGGCACGUCGACUUGGCAUGCGAGGCAAAUCCAAAUAUCCUUCAGUGAAACUUUUUGUAACAAUCCCAUCCCCCUUCUUUCCAGCCCCCCAAAGCAGAAUAACACAGCAGCUACAAAGGAAGAUCCAGAAGAAGCAGCAAGAACAGAAACUGCAUUCUCCACUCCCUAGUGAAGCUCAGGCCAGGAGGGCAGAUGGGGGCAUAACUCAUGGGGUAGGGACAGGCAUACCCUGUGGAAGUCCUGCUCUUCUCUCGCCUCAACCUAUUGGGAUUGUGGUUGCAGCUGUUUCCAGCCCUAUCACGGUUCAGAGGAGCAGGCAGUUGUUGUCUCCUAGUCCUGUUCCCAUGGGAGCUACAGACAGCAAAGUUCAUCCUGUAAACUUUCAAGUAGUUACCCAGUCAGUGCAGCCUGUGAAGCAGUGCCCCAAGACACCUCAUAAUAUCUCGGCUAGUCCGAUAAGCGAUCGGUCAGCCCGUUAUCGGUAUGCCCAAAUCCUGCCCAAGCCAUCUGCCUCAAGUGGCAUAACCCUGCACUCACCAACAUUGCUUAUCACCAACAGCCCCAUCAAGACGGUAAUGUCAACUCCGCAUGUCAGUUCGGUCAAUGUAGUCAAGAUGACGACCAUAUCUCUGGGCUUGAAUAGCAGUGGGAUCAGCACACCUGCUGAUACACCUGCCAGCAACAAAGUCAGACCCGCAUCUGCUGGAGUUGCCAGCCUCAAUGACGAUCCACAGCCAGUUACGCGUGUUCGCAGUGGGUCUAUAGCUGCAAUGCCAUCUAUUUUGGCAAGGUCAGGGCGCUCAACAUCCACGAUCCCUGCCAUCAACACUAAAACAAAUACUGAACCCAUAAUUGGAAGUGGUCAAGAGCACGGUGGUACGAGUAGACUGGCAACCACUCUGGACACCUUUGGUGGUGUACAGUGGUCAGGGAUAUUCAAACCCAGAGUGGCUAGCGUACACACUCCUCUUGACAAGGGCUCUCUGGGAUUGGACACUUUAACAGGGACCAAAUGCAAUGAGAGGACACUCCUUAGUGUCAAUACUGCUGGCAGCAAUAAUACGUCCAACACUAAUGAAAGCACUUUGUACCAGAACACAAGUAGCACUCAGUCAAACAGUGGUAAUACGGUUUUGACAUCACCCAAAGAUGCAGUGUUGGCAUCCAAGAGCCCUCACAAAAGACCUGGCUUAUGCACUGAUUUGAGCCCAACACCUGUUAAAAAAGCCCACAUUUCUGUGCUACCAGCAGGUGGAUCCAAUGGACUGAAGUCGAAUGUAAUGGCGAAGCAAAUUCCAAGAUCAAGCACUCCUAUAAGGCCAGAAAGUGCACUUCUCACAGCCACAGGCAAAGCUACUGCAUGUCUGGUCAGGAAUACUGGCUUCCAGACAGUUCGCAGGCCUCAAAGCAUCUCCCAGGGAAGAUGGCAAGGAGCUUCAUCAGUAAGGGAUUAUAAAGUUUCUGUCACCUCUACAGCAAGUCAGGAUACUUCAGUGGGGAAUACCAUGUUUCAGACUGUUUGCAGACCUCGAAGCAUCUCCCAAGGGAGAUGGGAAGGAUCUUCAACAGGUGUCGAAGUUAGAGCUGUGGUCACCCGAACUGUUAGCGCUCCAGGUCAAGCUUUGCUACAACAAGUAACCAAAAACUCACAGGAUUUGCUUAUAGACCAGUCUGACUCUUCUGCAGCAUGUGAACCGAAGAGUGUAUUUUGGGAUAGUGAGCUGCAACAGGGUACUCAACAACAUCAGGAAGUUUAUGGCCCGCAAAUGGUGUCUGAGCCAAAACAAAUGUCCACCCCAGUGAUGGAGCCCCUUCCUGCAAUUGCUCAAGCCUCUCCUUCCAACCAGCAGGCUCAAAUGAGUGACUAUGGAACCCAGGCCAACCUUAGCUACUUUCCAUUUGAUGAUGACAUGACCCAGGAUAGCAUUGUUGAGGAACUUGUACAAAUGGAAGAGCAGAUGAAAAUUAACAAUAGCAUACAAAGUUUCAGCAACUGUGUGGAUAAUUCACUGCAAGGCCAGCAACAAACCAUGCAGACUACCAUGAUGUCUUCCCUCCAGACCAACACCAUGUAUUACAGCUCUGCUCAUAGCAGCAGCACCCCAAUCCAAACACCCACUCCUACACCUACUCCUACUUCUGAGAUGAUAGGAAGUGGUCACGGUAUGAUGCACGAAAGCCCCUGUUCACGCUUAGCCCCAACCACUCCGGUCGAUAGCGCUCUUGGAAGUAGUCGACAAACACCUAUUGGCACGCCACACUCCAACUGCAGCAGUAGUAUCCCACCAAGCCCUGUGGAAUGCAGGAACCCUUUUGCCUUUACUCCUAUUAACUCCAGCAUCAUUGGAUACCACGAUGGAAGUACCGUCUCCUCAAGCCCUGUAAAGCCUAUGCAAAGACCAAUGGCCACACAUCCAGAUAAGACUAAACUGGAAUGGAUGAACAGUGGGUACAGUAACAGUGGUGGGAACACCAACAAUGGCAUUAGCAUUCUGCCCACCUACCAAGACCUAGUAGAUGACCACUUUCGAAAGCCUCACGCUUUUGCCAUCCCGGGCCAGACCUGUCAGUCUCAAACCAGACAUCAUGACACUCAUAUCAGCCGCCUGACACCCAUUUCGCCCAUCCAACAGCAAGUAGCAAGCAUGGCUAGCCUCAACAAGAAAGAGGGUUUUGCUGUUCCAGCACCCCUUGACAACAGGGCCAGCUCAGGGUCUGGAACAUUUCGAUGCCGCAGCGUUAGCCCAGCAGUCAGGCAGCGCAACUUGAGCGGGACCCAAAAUCCCAAUGUUCCCCACUCUGUGGUCUCUCCUUUCAACUCACCUGUAACACCUGAAGUGCUAAACAUCUUCUCUAACAGUGACCCUGAUUCAAGCAUCAGCAGCAUGGCACAGAGGAGUCAGUCUGUUCCAGUCACAGUGAUGAUGCAGUCUGAGGUUCUACCCAUGCAAGCAGGCCAGCAGAUGAAUACCAAAAACAUCACCAAUGUCCUCAUCAACAAAAUGGAUGGCGAUGGAGAUGACUCUGUGCGUGGCAUCGGAAUCAACAACAUGCCAUCCAACUACACUGCCCGCAUGAAUCUUACCCAGAUUCUGGAGACCACCACAGUGCUCAGCUUUCCUGGUAGUGCCAGCCACCAUGCUCUGAUCUCGCCUUGUUCAUCAGCCUUUGAGUCCCAGAAGCCUGGUUACCUCAUGAAAAAUGCCAGAGAGGAGCCAAUGAGCUUCUCUGUAGAUGAAAGCCAAGCACAAUCAGCCUCAGGGGAACAUCAGCCGCCACAACAGCAGCAGCACUUAGGCAGACGGCAGCUCCUUGGGCAGGAACAGCAGAGUCAGGCAAUGCUGUUGCCUCUACAGCAAAACCUCCAACAACUUCAGCACCAGCAACCCUUGGAUUUAGACAGAACUGUUAAAGAUCUUUUACAUGAGGAAAGCUUGAAUGCUGGCUCACAGCUUGUGGGUCAAGGAUCAGAGCUCAGUGCUGGGAGUUCAGAGUUUCCCAGUGAUAUGCGACUAACCUCUGAGCUUACCGGUAGCAUAAAUGACUUAAAUACAUUGGACACCAACCUUCUUUUUGACCCCAGUCAACAGCAAGGACAAUAUGAAGACUCGACACUGGAAGAACUGAAGAACGACCCACUUUUUCAACAAAUAUGCAGCGAGACUGUGAAUUCUGCAGGCUUUGACUGGUUGGAGAGCAAAGACCAGGCAACAGUGGAAAUGUUGGGUUAAUUUGUGCUUUUGUGUUGUUUUGCUACUUGGAUGGGUUUCUAUGUAUGUAUUUUUGAUAUCUCAUCAACGUAUGUAUUCGUCUUGUCGUGCAGCACCUACUGCUAUAAGCCCCUGGAUGUCACAACACAGGUCCAUAUUGAAGUGCCAGGCUUAACAGAAAUUAUUGCCCUUUCAAGAUUGCUGGUUCUUUGUCUCAAUGGUUAGUGAGAAACAGGCUAAACUAGAAGUACUGUCACAUUUUUCCUGCUCUUUCUCACCAGUUUUGCAAGAAAACACGUCAGAGCUUUACAUAAGAAGUCAUCUGAGAAAUGUUUAUGCCUCUACACUGUUUUGUGCAUUCAGUGACACAACUUAUAUAUAACCCUUUGAACAUUUUGCAGUAAAAGGGCAUUGUAUGGAAUAUUGGAAAAUAACUUAUUUUUAACCCUUUAUCUUAAAGAAAAAUAUUUGUAUUUUGAGGUUACACCAGUUAUAUGAGGUACUGUACCUCAUCUAAUUAGCUUUUUCACUCU
Messenger RNA from Sinocyclocheilus grahami, 4583 nucleotides. Its product is annotated as DNA-binding protein RFX7-like. The transcript is spliced from 7 exons. NCBI's taxonomy places the organism in Eukaryota, Metazoa, Chordata, Actinopteri, Cypriniformes, Cyprinidae. The record is from RefSeq and is a predicted model, not a curated record. Gene Ontology annotation, molecular function: RNA polymerase II cis-regulatory region sequence-specific DNA binding; DNA-binding transcription factor activity, RNA polymerase II-specific. Bases 1 to 4071 code for a protein of 1356 amino acids. Gene Ontology annotation, biological process: regulation of transcription by RNA polymerase II.